AGAUGAACAUCAUCAAUCAAUUCGAAUUUCCCAUUCAUUGUUACCUUAUCUUCCAAGCAUUCAUUCAAUCCGUCCAAAAUCUGUUCCUUACUGUAAGCUGGCAAUGGAUUUUAGGCUGCCCCACAUCCCAGUACCCCACAUCACAGAGCUGGAAACUGCCACCCUACUCCCACUCCACCCCACCCCCACGCCACAACCGACACUUGCUGGAUUUUGGGUCAUUUGUAUAUCGAUCACAUUGCAUAUUCUACCUUCCUAAAUUCUUUUCUUCCAUUGUUCACCUGUAACGGUUUUUCCUGCUAAUGUUAUUGAACCAAGGUUUCUUGUCCUUUUGAGUGAUGGAGGAGAAUAUCACGUGAUUUUAUGUUAUAUUCUAUUGUUUUUGUUGAACUAGGCUGCAAACCGGAGCUGUUAGCUAUUUGCAGUAGUUAGAAAGCAUAGCUAAGUGAGUUUUGAGAUCUGGAUUGUGGGCUCUCUUUUUGCUGAUCAAUGGGGGGCGUAGAAGAGAGAGUUGUGGCUGUGAUCAUGGUAGGUGGACCCACUAAAGGGACCAGAUUCAGACCAUUGUCUUUGAAUAUCCCAAAGCCCCUUUUCCCAUUGGCAGGACAACCAAUGGUUAAUCAUCCAAUAUCUGCCUGUAAACGCAUCCCCAAUUUGGCACAAAUCUACCUUAUUGGUUUCUAUGAGGAGCGUGAAUUUGCAUUGUUUGUCUCCUCAAUUUCUAAUGAGCUACGAGUUCCUGUCAGGUACUUGAGGGAGGACAGGCCACAUGGUUCAGCUGGGGGGCUUUAUAGCUUCAGGGAUCUGAUUAUGGAAGACAACCCGUCACACAUUGUUUUGCUGAAUUGUGAUGUUUGUUGCAGUUUUCCACUGCCUGAUAUGCUCGAGGCCCACAGAACCUACGGUGGGAUUGGAACCAUUUUGGUGAUCAAGGUUUCUCCCGAGUCAGCAAACCAGUUUGGGGAAAUUGUAGCUGAUCCUGUUACGAAUGAACUGUUGCACUACACAGAGAAACCUGAAACUUUUGUGAGUGACCGUAUCAAUUGUGGUGUGUACAUAUUUACCCCGGACAUCUUUACAGCCAUUCAAGGUGUAUCCACUCAAAGAAAAGACAGAGCUCUCCUGCGGCGUGUAACCAGCUUUGAAGCACUUCAACCUGAACACAGGAGUCUCCCGUCAGAUUUCGUGAGAUUGGAUCAAGAUAUUCUAUCACCACUUGCUGGGAAAAGGCAGUUAUAUGUAUAUGAAACCAUGGAUUUCUGGGAACAAAUCAAAACUCCCGGAAUGUCCCUCAAAUGUUCCGGAUUGUAUCUUACCCAGUUCAGGUUCAGCUCACCCCAUCUCUUGGCGAGUGGAGACGGCACAAAGAAGGCUACAAUCACAGGCAAUGUAUAUAUUCAUCCAUCCACAAAAGUUCAUCCGACUGCAAAGGUUGGUCCGAAUGUUUCAAUCUCAGCCAAUGCUCGGAUUGGAGCUGGCUCAAGGCUUGUAAAUUGCAUUAUUCUUGAUGAUGUUGAGAUCAAGGAAAAUGCUGUGGUUAUUCAUGCUAUCAUUGGGUGGAAGUCUUCCAUCGGAAGGUGGUCGAGAGUGCAGGCCUCAGGAGAUCACAACGCCAAGCUUGGGGUUACAAUUCUCGGUGAAUCCGUGACAGUUGAAGAUGAAGUUGUGGUGAUCAACAGCAUUAUCCUUCCAAACAAGACUCUGAAUGUCAGUGUUCAAGAGGAAAUUAUACUGUAAUAUCAUCUUUUGCUACUGAGUUUCACAUCCUUGUCCAUGUACAACUUUUGUGUUAUGUACUUGUCUGCUUUAUUAUUUUUUUUGUUUUGGCGUGUGUGUAUAUAUUAUUAUUUUUUAUUUGUAAAUUGAUAUUUUUCUAGUUGCAAUAAAGAAAAUCUGUCGAAUUUUCAUUC
Sesamum indicum (sesame) is the source of this 1910-nucleotide messenger RNA. RefSeq lists its product as uncharacterized. Lineage: Eukaryota; Viridiplantae; Streptophyta; Magnoliopsida; Lamiales; Pedaliaceae. Gene Ontology annotation, biological process: biosynthetic process. The record is from RefSeq and is a predicted model, not a curated record.